AUGACAGAAGAUAGUCAGGAGAGAAAGCAAAAUGCCUUUUCCAUCAGCAAUUUACUUUCCAAGAAUCCAGCAUGUCAUAAUGAUGCUCAUGUAGCUAAAGACAAUUAUCCAAGUCGUGAUGGUAGUGAAUCACCUGGAGAUGAAGAUAGUUCAGAUUCUUGUUCCGUUGUAUCAUCCGAUGGAUCACCAUCACAAGAAAAUCAACUUGAAGGUAAACCUAAUGGCCAAGGCCAUCAUCGCCAUCAUCGUCAUCAUGAUCAUUCUUCUCAAUCUAAAAAAUUAAAAAAGAAAAAUAAGAAAAAGAAGACCAGAACUGUCUUUUCACGAACUCAAGUUAUUCACUUAGAAGCAACAUUUGAUCAAAAGAAAUAUUUAUCAUCAGCUGAACGCGCUGGUUUAGCUAAUUUGUUAUGCUUAACGGAACAACAAGUUAAAAUUUGGUUUCAAAAUCGCCGUAAUAAAUUGAAACGUCAAUUAGCCGAGAUGAAAGCAAGUAAUAUGAUGACAUUAAGAGCACAAGGUUUCAAUAAUGGUGUAUCACCAGUCUAUUAUCAAGAAAGAACGCCAACUGGUAUUAGCAUGUCCAAUGCUGAAAUUAUUCGAACACUACCUCAGGCAGCAUUACCGCAUCCAUCACCAAUCCAUUAUCCUCAGGCUCAUCAUUUACCUCAUCAUCCACAUCCACUUUCUUUUGCUUCAAUGGCACAACUACGCGCUAUGAUGAUGUAA
Messenger RNA from Trichoplax adhaerens, 729 nucleotides. Its product is annotated as ANTP homeobox protein. The transcript has 2 exons. The coding region runs from base 1 to 729 and encodes 242 amino acids. The record is from RefSeq and is a predicted model, not a curated record. Gene Ontology annotation, molecular function: RNA polymerase II transcription regulatory region sequence-specific DNA binding; DNA-binding transcription factor activity, RNA polymerase II-specific. Gene Ontology annotation, cellular component: nucleus. Gene Ontology annotation, biological process: regulation of transcription by RNA polymerase II. NCBI's taxonomy places the organism in Eukaryota, Metazoa, Placozoa, Uniplacotomia, Trichoplacea, Trichoplacidae.